AUGCUAUCAUUUAUGAGAGAGUGUGAUUUUCAUGAUACAAAAUUCAUUGGUCCCAACUACACUUGGUGUAAUAAUAAAACAGGGAAAGCACGCAUUUUAGAAAGAUUGGAUCGAUGCUUACUUAAUUGCAUAACAUUAAAUCACCUUAAAGUUCCUGUUGUUAAUCAUCUUGCUCGUAUUGCUUCCGACCACUGUCCCAUUAUGUUGAGAAUUUCGUCUCCAUCUGUUUAUCAUAACUAUAUUUUGAGAUUUGAAGAUACUUGGCUUUCCUACCCAGCUUCUCAUUCGGUAGUUUGGUUUGCUUGGAACAAACCGGCUAAAGGCAAUGCAUAUUCUAUUUUGAAUCUUAAAUUCAGAAGAUCCUUAAAAGCACUAUUUUUCUGGAGUAAGGCUAAGCACAAAGACUUAUCAGAUUUGAAGAAUAAAUUGAAAAAAGAAAUUUUAGAGCUUCAAGAUGAAGAAUCAAAGUCUAGUGUCUUUUCUGUUCAGAAUACUGAUUUGCUGAGAACUAAGGUCCGAGAAUUGAAUGCAACUCUUGGUCGGCUGUGUACAUGGUGGAAACAGAGAUCUAAAUCAAAGUGGAUUAAAGAAGGAGAUAGCAAUUCAAAAUACUUCCAUGCUUCAGCUUCAGCUAGGAGAAAUUUUAAGUGGAUCAAUCAGUUGAAGAAUAAUGAUGGUUCUAUAAUCUAUUAUCAGGAGGAGAUCACUGAAGCAUUUUCAAAUUUUUCAAAAACAAAUGGCGUAGCAGACCAUGCUCUAUGGACAAUUGGCCUCUGUGUUCUAAUGUCAUUGAUGAAGCUGAUUCUAAGUGGCUGGACCGAGAUUUUACAAAAGAAGAAUUGGAAAUUGUGA
Dendrobium catenatum is the source of this 852-nucleotide messenger RNA. RefSeq lists its product as uncharacterized. Lineage: Eukaryota; Viridiplantae; Streptophyta; Magnoliopsida; Asparagales; Orchidaceae. The record is from RefSeq and is a predicted model, not a curated record. Bases 1 to 852 code for a protein of 283 amino acids. The transcript has a single exon.